AUGUCGUCGAUACACUACAAGUUUCGGGCGACCGUCGAACUCAAAACGGUUCGCUUUGAUGGAUUGCACGUUUUGUGCAGUGAUUUGAAGAGGAAAAUCUACAGCAAUGAGAAUAUCAAAGUCGAAUCGUUUGACUUGAUAUUAACAAAUGCGCAGACGAGACGCAGCUAUGUGGACAACGAGCCGGUGCCGAGAAAUACAACUAUCAUUGUGCAAAGAGUUCCAAAAGAAGGCGCCGAGAAAGCACCAAAGAUUCCGAAAGGAAAUGGUGGCUUAAUUAUGAAGAGUUCGACUUCUGAUGGCUCGGUGGUGAAUCCGAAUGUGAUUGGACACUUGGAUCAGGUCGACCUCGACAAUAUGACAGAAGAAGAGAGACAAGCGCAUGUAGUGGCUGUAUCUACAUCAAAAUAUGAUCAAUCGAAUUAUGUGAAACGCAUUCGAAACACGGUCAUGUCCGGUCCACCGCCAACAACAUAUGUUUGCAAUCGAUGCAAUCAAACGGGUCACUGGUAUCAGAAUUGUCCGAUGGCGAACACAAGAAAAGCGACAGGGAUGACGAUGGACGAAUUGUUGGUGACAACAGCCGAUGAUCCACACGCACUUCUGCACUCAUCCGGGCGCUAUGUUGUGCCGAAGAUGCAUCACCUGGCUCGACAACAACAAAAACGGCCGUCUGUUGAAGCGCCUGAAGAAAAAACAUCUCCAGAGAACAUCGUUCAACGUGUGCGCAUCGGGUUGGGUCCCACGGUUUCGUCAGUGCAACCGGCUAUACGCUUUCCUGGCUCCACUUCACAGCUCACACAAAUCACUGGGGAAGUCACACAAAUCACCGGUGGCGGCUUUCAUCAACCACCUCCAGUGUUGUUGGACACGAGUGUACCGCCGCCAAAUUUCACCAUCCCGCCCACAUCGUUGCACAUGACUCUUCCUAGCUCAGCCGUACCGGUGUUCAACAUGUCCGUACCCCCGCCUAGUAUAAAUCUGCAUACACCAAAUUAUGCUAACUUUGGUGCUCAACACGGACAUUAUAUGGGUCACACCGCCGUGAAACAAGAAUUACCGCCUGGGAUUGAUGAUUAUUGUGGCGGCCUUUCAAUGGAGGAUCGGCGGUGGUCGACCGUGGGCUGUACAUUUUCAUCAACGAGUCGACGGCGAUCAUCGCGUUCAUCUCGUUCUCGGAGUCGAUCACCUGUAAAGAGACGAUCUCGAAAGAAAGACCGAAAACACAGCAAGAAGAGAAGCCAUCAAAGUCGCAGUAGUCGUAGUGAACAGAAGCACAGACGUCAUCGCAGCACAAGUCAAGAGGGACGACGAAAGACGAAAAAGAAAGACCGAAAGGACGAUGAUCGAGAAGAACGGAAGUCCAGACGAUCACAAGACAGUGAUGGUGAAACUGAGGAUCGAGGCAAGGACCAAGUCAAGGACCAAGUCGAGGACCAAGUCAAGGAGCAAGAAAGGAGCAGGAAAGGAAAAGAUCUCGACGUGCCCGAGAAGAUGGUGAACACGAUAGCAAAGGCGAUGUCGCCCCUGAGGAUG
Mesorhabditis belari is the source of this 1536-nucleotide messenger RNA. NCBI's taxonomy places the organism in Eukaryota, Metazoa, Nematoda, Chromadorea, Rhabditida, Rhabditidae. The record is from the annotation of a GenBank genome assembly.